GCCCCCCGAGCGGCCUUUGCCCUCGUGGUCGCUCUGACGCGGCAGAGCUUUGCGCCCGACGCUACAUUGAGGAGAGCGCGAGGCCCCGAGGCGUGAGGCGAGCAGCUCCUCCGCCUUCCCCGCCCUCGGCUGCAGAGCGUCUUCCCACCAGCGCAUAGAUAGCGGCCUUCGCAGUGGGGGAGGAGCUGGAGGGGCGGCUUUUUAAACGGAGGCAGGAGCAGGUUGAAUUGCGAGGGCAGGAGCGGCAAGGUUGAGAGUGUGGGAGAUCGAUGGGGGAGCAGGCAGAGCUACUUACGGGGCUCACCUUUUCGGGGAGCUGAAUUCGAGGCACCGUCUACCAAAGGAUUGUUUGACGCCAGAAUUUGAGUGGCUUUCCUCACUGAUUGCAGCAGCACCAGACAGCAGGAGGAGAUGGCAUCUCUCUCGCAUUUCUUACUGAUCCCCACACGCCUGAUGCUGAAGGUCUUUAAUGUUAUGUCCCGGCUGUCUAUGUAUAGUGCCGCUUUCCUUGCUGCUGUCUUCUACUGUUGGUGGGCCCUAUGGCAGGUGGUGUCUAGGGGCCCUUUCCAGGUGCUCCGCAAGAAGAGGCGGGCGACUCCACCAAGAUGCCUCACUGAUGCCUCGCAUGGGGAGCACAGCUUUGUGACGCUAAAAAACUCAGGGCUGCGUCUUCACUAUGUUGCUGCUGGCGAGGAAGGAGCCCAGCUGAUGCUUUUCUUGCAUGGAUUUCCCCAGAACUGGUUUGCAUGGCGCCAUCAAUUGCAGGAGUUUAAGCGGGCAUUUAAGGUGGUGGCCCUUGAUUUGCGGGGCUAUGGCUUUUCCGAUGCACCAGCUGGUUCUGAGCACUAUCAGAGGGAAACUCUGCUGGCAGAUGUACAUGGUGUCAUUGACGCUCUGAGCCCCAGCGAGAAGAAUGAGAUUUCUAAGUGCAUCCUGGUGGGGCAUGACUGGGGUGGAUCCAUAGCUUCUGAGUUUGCUGCCUGUUACCCCAAUUUGGUGGAGAAGCUUAUUAUUAUGAAUGCUGUUCAACCACAUGUUUUAGCAGAAUAUUUUUCACAAUAUCCCACCCAGCUGCUGCGAUCCAACUACAUGUUCCUGUUCCAGCUGCCAAAGCUGCCAGAGCUCCUGUGGUCCUUAGAUGACUUCUAUCUAAUAAAGUCUGUUAUGACUAGCAAGAAGACUGGGGACCAGAAUCAUUUGACAGAGGAGGAGUUGGAGGCUUAUCUGUAUGGCCUUUCGAAGGACAGAGGUCUAGAACCACCCAUGAAUUACUACAGGAACAUGUCCACUUGGGUUCGUGCAAAGCGCAAGGAUAUUGUGGUGCCCACCCUGCUGAUCUGGGGAGAAAAUGAUGUAUUCUUGGAACAAGGGCUUAUCGUACCUAUGGAGCAGAAUGUGUGCAAGAACAUCAAGGUGCAGCGCAUCCCUGAAGCUGGCCACUGGGUCAGUGAGGAGCAACCUAAAAAAGUCAAUCAACUGAUGUGGGCUUUCCUCCUUCAGAGAGACUGAGACGGAAAAAGGGAGUGACUCCUCUGUGCACUACAAGCAUCCCUACCACCCAGCAUGCUGGAAAUUACAAGAACAGCCAUUUGACCUGACACUGGAGAUCUGGUCCUUCUCUGUGUCCGGUGGAAUGUUUCUACCCUAUAUUGGAACAUGAGUCCCAGGCAGCUUUUAACUGGUUUUGCUACAAAUCUGUGUUCCUUUGCACUACAAUAAAAAGGAUUUGCUUCAGGGUUUCUGAUACAGGCUUCCUGAUGGUGAAACUGCACAGCUGUUGCAUUCAGCAGGUCUUCCAGCUGUAGUAUACUGGCAUUAAUACUCACAGAAGAGCACAGCUUUUCCUUCUAUAUUGCUUUUUGUUGAGUGUGCCUUACACAGCAGAAUCCGGAGCUAAGCUAUGCUCCCUGUUGCUGUUUCACACCCAUUUUCACUGGCAUCUUACUACCUUGGCAAACUACACAGGAAAGCGACCCUUGGCAUGGAUCACAUUGAAAUAAACAUUUUCAGCCUUCUUACUUCACUGUCUACCUGGAAUGAGUUAAUGACACAUUAGGAGGAAGCUGCUUCUUAACGUGAUAUUACCUGGGAACAUGACUAUCCCUGAGAACAUCCUGGUAACACGUAGGACAAUUAGUUGAAUGUCUUAGGCUUGAAUUAAUCCACUGCUCUUGCCAAAGAGAGGGUGCAGUGACUGAUCUCAUGGUGUGUGCCUCAUCCCGCAUGCAUGGUGGACUGGAGAAAUGACAAGAAGACCAUCAGUGGGUGUGUACAUAUGUGCAAAAGGAACAUAUAUAGGUGACUUAUAGGAACACAGUUGGGUGGAAGCUUCACAUCUGCCAGGAUUAAAGCUAGUCAUUGCUCUGGGAGAGAAUGUCUGCCCAUGAAGCAGCCCCCAUAAUAAAGAGGAGUUUUGAUACUACAGGUAUUGUUCUCCAGUGUUGUGGACCUGAUGCUCCAAAUGGUGGGAGUCUGAAAUUGGUACAAAGCAGAUGUGCCCUUUGGGCAUAUUCUCUAGAAUUGCAAGCUAAAGGUACAAGAGCUUCUAGUGUGAAUUGUGCCGCCAGCUAUGCUGCUGCUGUGCGGAGGCAGGAAUUGAGUCAGGGAUGGAGUGCCAGUUCCUAAUACUACUAUGGGCCAAAUUACCUGUGACGUUUUGUGUUUAAACAAGUGUGCUUGACUAGCCUAUUUUUAUUUUGGAGGGAAAGCAGCCACAAGGCCCUAAUCUGUAAUGUGCUUCCAAUUCAGAUAAGUUGCCAGGACUGGUUUUCUGCUGAACAUUAUUCCCGCCAAGCUGCUUUGUGCCCUUGAAAGUUGCAUGUAGUUUUGACCCUCGGCAGACAUCUGAUAGUUCAGAAGUACCAAGAUCUGGGGGCCAGGUUAGGCUCAAGGCAACCUGCUGCCAAAGCACAAUCAGCAAAUGCUAGCGGAUAAGGAAGACCAAGUUUCAAGAAGUCUUAACAGGCUGUCUUGUUUGACCUUCAGCUUUCUGUAACUGGGGUUUAUGGUGGCAUUCAUUUGCUGUGGUUAAUUCCGCAUAUUAUCAAAUAAUGUUAUGGUCUAGGACAGUGAUGGGCAACCUUUUGAGCUUGGUGUGUCAAAAUUCGCCAAAAAACCCGAGCAUAACUCGGGUGGUGUGUCACUUCGAGAAAAAAAACCAUAAUUUCAUGAUAUUUAUAGUUUAAAUAACAAAAAUGUAUAAUUGUAAUAUAUAACUGUAUUUAAUAAACCAAAACCUAAUUAUUUAACCAAACCAAAAACCCCUUAUUUAUCACAAAGUGCCCAGAGUUGUUGAGCUUUUUGGGGGGGAGCUGCUGACCAAAGUUUUGGA
Messenger RNA from Zootoca vivipara (common lizard), 3331 nucleotides. Its product is annotated as epoxide hydrolase 4. The record is from RefSeq and is a predicted model, not a curated record. NCBI's taxonomy places the organism in Eukaryota, Metazoa, Chordata, Lepidosauria, Squamata, Lacertidae. Gene Ontology annotation, molecular function: catalytic activity.